Messenger RNA from Thecamonas trahens ATCC 50062, 734 nucleotides. RefSeq names its product 60S ribosomal protein L10-B. Bases 28 to 690 code for a protein of 220 amino acids. NCBI's taxonomy places the organism in Eukaryota, Apusomonadida, Apusomonadidae. Gene Ontology annotation, cellular component: ribosome; cytosolic large ribosomal subunit. The transcript has 2 exons. Gene Ontology annotation, biological process: ribosomal large subunit assembly; translation. Gene Ontology annotation, molecular function: structural constituent of ribosome. The record is from RefSeq and is a predicted model, not a curated record.
UUUGGUACAACUCGUCUUCAUUUCAACAUGGGUCGUCGUCCCGCUCGCUGCUACCGCUACUGCAAGAACAAGCCGUACAUCAAGUCGCGGUACUGCCGUGGUGUCCCCGAUGCCAAGAUCCGGAUUUAUGACAUGGGCAACAAGGCCGCGUCGAUCGACCAGUUCCCGCUCUGCGUCCACCUUGUCUCGAACGAGUACGAGCAGCUGUCGUCGGAGGCCCUUGAGGCCGGCCGCAUUGCUGCCAACAAGUACAUGGUCGUGAACUGCGGUAAGGAUGCGUUCCACCUCCGCGUCCGGUGCCACCCGUACCACAUCCUGCGCAUCAACAAGAUGCUUUCGUGCGCUGGUGCCGAUCGUCUCCAGACCGGUAUGCGCCACGCCUUCGGCAAGCCGCAGGGUCUCGUCGCCCGUGUCAACAUUGGCCAGCACAUUCUGUCCAUGCGCACGUACGAGAAGAACCUCUACCACGCCCUCCAGGCCAUGCGCCGGUCCAAGUACAAGUUCCCGGGCCAGCAGCUGAUCAAGGUCUCGCGCCGUUGGGGUUUCACCCAGCUCGACAAGGCUGACUACCUUGCCCGCCGCGACGACGGUGACGUGGUCCACGACGGUGCCUACCUCAAGCUUCUCAACAAGCGUGGCCCGCUCGCGCCCAAGCUUAACCGCAUCAUCAAGCGCGCCACCGGCCAGUAAUCGACACCCUCUAUGGGAGCUGAUCUUAAAGCUUUGCGUUUGUG